GCUGGUGGUUGGUUGCAAGGGACAAAAGGAUGCACGGAACAAGGCCACGGAGAGUUCUGCGAGGAUUCCAGCAGUAGGAGCCAGUUCUCUGGUUUUGAUGGAGCUGGACGUUAGCGGCCUGCGAGCAACCAGUGCUUCUCUCACAGUGGCGUCGGUUAUCUUUGCAGGAGGGGGAGCUCUCCAUCGCCUCGGUGUAGCGCGAUGCGACGAGAGCUUUGGUUCAUCUCUUCCCGAUCCAAAAGGUCGUAGCAGCAUUUGUUGGAGAUUCGGUGGGGCUUCCCUGUCUUUUGUCCGCUCGCUUGUUAUUGGGACUAGCGAACCAAGCUUCCCGAGAAGACGAAGACGAAGGUGAGAAAGAAGAGCUCGCCGAGAAUUUGUCUACGCAUGUAUGAUCGUUAUCCUCAUUUGCUUUUCUCUUUUGCUGAGAGGCCAUCUUUUCUCUCUUCCUUGUUGUCUCGCAACCGCUAGCUAGGCGAGAAAAGAGACGAAGUUUUGACCGACGGGUAGGAUGGGGUUCCGCGAAAAUCGCGACACGUGGACGGUCACGAUGCUCGGCUCUCCGCGUUGCUUAUAUUCCCUUCUCUCCUCUUUAAAGGCGGGUUAUAUAUUUUAUUUUUCACUCGCGGGGUUUGAGCGUUUUCGCGGGGCAAUGAGCAAGAAAAUGUGUGGCAUUGCAUCGCUCUUCCAGCAGAGAAAUUCCUCCUCGUCGUCGCCCCGGAGCCGGAGCUCCUAUUCCUGCGGCUCCAAUUCGGCUCUGGGAUCCGACUGGCUGCAGCGCGUCUCCAGCUCCUCGUGGGACGAUCUCAGCAGCCGCUCCUCCUCUGCCAUCUCCUCGCCCAAUUGCGGGGAGGCGGCGCCGCCGGAUGUGCCCGAGGGAUCGCUGGCGCUCUACGUGGGGCGGAGCGAGCAGCAGCGCCGGCGAUUCGUGGUGGGCACUGCCCAUCUCAACAAUCCCCUGUUUCGCCCGCUGCUCGACAAGGCCGCCGAGGAGUAUGGCUACCACUACGAAUCCGGGGCGCUCACCAUUCCCUGCGACGCGCACCUCUUCCAGCACGUAGUCUGGCUGCUCGACCACAGCGAUGAUCCGGCCGCCCAAAUCGGCCAGCUCCUCAGCUGCGGCUCGUCGUGAAUUUGGGCCUCGAUCGCCCAGGUGAUCGAUCCUCUUGCCCCUCUUAUCUGCGAGGAUUUCUCUUCCAGAGCGCGACGACGUACGACCCAAUGAAUCUUCCCGCAGGGAAACAAAAAGCCUCUCGGGGUGAAUUUUCGUUCGCGAUCUCAUACUCUCGCGCGCUGCUCGAGAAGAGAUUUGUAACAUCAUCUCCUAGAUAAAUCAAUCGAUCGAUCAUGGCAUAGAAA
Messenger RNA from Selaginella moellendorffii, 1356 nucleotides. RefSeq lists its product as uncharacterized. Gene Ontology annotation, biological process: response to auxin. The record is from RefSeq and is a predicted model, not a curated record. The transcript has 3 exons. Lineage: Eukaryota; Viridiplantae; Streptophyta; Lycopodiopsida; Selaginellales; Selaginellaceae. The coding region runs from base 509 to 1129 and encodes 206 amino acids.